AGGUUUUUUAUUCAAACUUUGUAUAUAUCUGGUACUACUUUUAUCGUUUGUUUCUAUAUAAACUGUUUGGUCUCAGGAAAACGCUACUGAGGUGCCACCAAGCCCAGCCUCUGUAUCUAGUGUUUCUCCUGAUGAGUUUUGCAGGCAAGAUAACCCGAGUCCUGUAUCUCCACUUGAGGUCAUGGAGUAUCAUAUGUCAUCGUGUAUCGCUGGAGAGUUUAGCACUGAUGCUCCAGCUAGAGAACCAUUUGUGCCUGAAAAUAUUGAGCAUGGUGGACACGAUAAGUCAACUGGAGAGAAGUCUCAAGAGCAAGAAAUAGAUGACAUGGAAGAGAAGGACACAUCUUAUUUGCGUGAUAUCCUCAUCACUGCUGGGUUUUACGAGGAUAAUUCCACAGAUCUCUCAAACUCAAGGUUGGAUGAAUUAACAAGGCCAAUCUCACACCAGGUUUUUGAAGAAGUGGAAGAAGCAUACAAAUAUGGCCAUGUGGAUACAGAGUUUUCCAUCGCUGACAACAGCGAUGUAACCAUAGGACACAAACUUCUGUUCGACUUGGUAAAUGAGGCUCUGCAAAGCAUACUCAGUCCAAAGAUAAGAUGUCCCAUGCUGAAGAGAUGGGUUCUAGGUCCAGCCACGCCAUCAGAAGGAAAAAAUUUGUUGGAGGACUUAUGGAAUCAGAUCAAGUUGUACUUGAACCCUUUUAUGCAUGAGUCUGACACUCUAGAUAGCAUUGUUGUUCAAGAUAUGAAGAUGACAACUUGGCCAACCAUGUUGUAUGAGGACAUGGAUGUGGUAGGGAGACAGAUCGAGAGGGCCAUUCUAUCGAAUUUGAUAGAUGACAUUGUGAAAGAUUUGUGCUUUUGGAAGCCCUAUCGACAAAACUGAUAUUUUAUCGAGAGUGCUUGAGUUCAUUUGAAAUCCUACCGCUGCAGAGACAGGUAUGAGAGAACUGCUGAUGAAUUUUUUAAACAUGUAUUGC
Zingiber officinale is the source of this 980-nucleotide messenger RNA. RefSeq lists its product as uncharacterized. NCBI's taxonomy places the organism in Eukaryota, Viridiplantae, Streptophyta, Magnoliopsida, Zingiberales, Zingiberaceae. The record is from RefSeq and is a predicted model, not a curated record. The transcript has 2 exons. The coding region runs from base 182 to 886 and encodes 234 amino acids.